CAAGGAAGGUUCCGCGCCAUCAGUCAACCGCCAUUCGAUCAUUAUUCUCCGAUUGAAACAGACCUCAGCUGUGCGGAUCAUCCUCAGUCACUAUAUUGUAUUGCUCGGCGCAUGGACUGAGUUGUGAUCUGAUCCCACAUCUAUCCUCAAGUAAACAAACUUAUCCACCGUCUAUUCUUUCGUUAUGGACGGACCUCCCUCCCCUACUCGAGUUCCUCCAAGCUAUACAGAUGGACCUCCUUCUUAUGUCGACACCCCCAUCGCGGAUGAAGAUACUAUGAGUGUGCCCGGAAACAACUCGUCGCUGAGACUGCUCCCGCAGGGCCAGGACGAAUACAGAUCAAUUUCGCCCCCCAAUCGAGUCUCGCCAGACCGAUACCACAGACCUGCCGCUUCGACCGCUUACAGCUCGCGUCCCGGAUCCAGUCUGGGCAGAGCUCCAUCGAUACCACUUUCUUCAUCCAAUCCACGCUCUCCUAUCAGACCCUCCACACCGUCUCGAGUAUCGACAGACUGGACGCGACCUCCCGCCCCAAGUGUCGCCUACGAACCGCCCGACAUCAACGGUAGCCCUCGGCCUGGAACCCCAUCAUCACAAUAUGGAGGAAGUCCUAGAAGGCCUCUGCCACCGGCGCCGCUCUUUUCGGCCAAGGGGGCUGCGGCCGAAACGACAAUCCCAAUGCCAGAGCCGGAGUCGGAAAACGAUGUCUUUGUCGAUAACUACUCGAUAAUGCCGGACAACGACCCAAGGGCAAGCUUGAAAUCGGCACAUUCGUACACGACUGACUCGACCUUUACGGAAGAUGAUGACAUUACCAAUGAGAAGUUGAAUCAUUAUGGCCCAGCGCCGGAAGGAAGACAAGAUAGGCGAGGCCUUCGAGAAGCACAAAUGACCAAGAAGGAGGUUAGGUUGAUCAAUGGCGAGCUGAUUCUCGAAUGUAAGAUUCCGACAAUCCUGCACAGUUUCCUGCCUCGAAGAGAUGAGCGCGAGUUCACCCACAUGCGAUACACGGCGGUCACCUGUGACCCGGAUGACUUUGUGGUGAAAGGCUACAAGCUGCGUCAAAACAUCGGCCCGACAAUGAGAGAGACUGAGCUGUUCAUCUGUGUCACCAUGUACAACGAGGGCGAAAUUGAAUUCACCAGGACUAUGCACGGUAUCAUGAGGAAUAUUGCGCACUUCUGCUCAAGAACCAGGUCCCGGACGUGGGGCAAAGAUGGCUGGCAGAAGAUCGUCGUAUGUGUUAUUGCAGAUGGCCGACAGAAAGUACAUCCUCGGACCCUGAACGCCUUGGCCGCCAUGGGCGUUUAUCAAGACGGUAUCGCCAAGAACGUCGUCAAUCAAAAAGAAGUCACGGCCCAUGUUUAUGAGUACACGACUCAGGUCUCGCUGGACGAGACAUUGAAGUUCAAGGGAGCCGAAAAGGGGAUCGUUCCAUGCCAGAUGAUCUUUUGUCUUAAGGAGAAGAACAAGAAGAAACUGAAUUCCCACCGUUGGUUCUUCAACGCUUUUGGACGCGCUCUGAUUCCAAACGUCUGUAUCCUCCUCGAUGUGGGGACGAAGCCAGAUUCGAAGGCCCUCUAUCAUCUCUGGAAAGCAUUCGAUCAAAACUCCAAUGUUGCCGGCGCUGCGGGAGAGAUCAAAGCCGACAAAGGCAAAGGAUGGCUGGGACUGCUCAAUCCCUUGGUCGCAUCGCAGAACUUUGAAUACAAAAUCAGCAAUAUUCUCGACAAACCGCUCGAGUCCGUGUUUGGUUACAUCACUGUCUUGCCCGGUGCAUUGUCGGCUUAUCGGUACCACGCGCUGCAGAAUGAUCCAAGUGGUCACGGUCCCCUCAGCCAGUACUUUAAAGGAGAAACACUGCACGGUCGUGACGCUGAUGUUUUCACGGCCAACAUGUACCUUGCUGAAGAUCGAAUUCUUUGCUGGGAGCUUGUCGCCAAACGCGAUGAACAGUGGGUCUUGAAAUUCGUCAAGAGCGCUUACGGAGAGACCGAUGUUCCAGAUACCGUGCCGGAAUUUAUUUCGCAGCGACGACGCUGGCUUAAUGGCGCUUUUUUUGCCGCAGUGUACGCUCUUGUCCAUUUCAAACAGAUCUGGCGAACCGAUCACAGCUUGACCCGGAAGAUUCUCCUGCACAUCGAGUUCAUCUACCAAUUCAUUUCGCUCCUCUUCACUUUCUUUUCGCUGGCCAACUUUUACCUCACCUUCUACUUCGUGGCUGGUUCAUUGGCAGAUCCAACGAUCGAUCCGUUCGGGCACAACAUUGGGAAAUACAUAUUCGUCAUACUGCGAUAUGUCUGUGUCCUUUUGAUUUGUCUUCAAUUCAUUCUGAGCCUGGGAAAUCGACCGCAGGGCGCGAAGAAAUUGUUUCUGAGUACCAUGGUGACGUAUUCCAUCAUCAUGGCAUACACGACCUUUGCCUCCGUGUAUAUUGUCAUCAAGCAACUUACGACGCACGCUCUAGAAAAGACAGACCCCAACAAUCCCUACAAGCUCGGCAACAACAUAUUCACCAACCUGAUUGUCAGCUCAGUCAGCACGAUUGGACUGUUUUUCCUCAUGUCAUUCUUGUAUCUGGACCCCUGGCACAUGUUUACCAGUUCAGCACAGUACUUUGCACUGCUGCCGUCGUACAUAUGCACGUUGCAGGUGUAUGCAUUUUGCAACACGCACGACGUGACCUGGGGAACAAAAGGAGACAAUGUGAUGCACACCGACCUCGGCGCCGCCAAAGCUAUAGGGUCUGGAAACACAGUCGAAGUAGAGAUGCCUUCGGAGCAGCUCGACAUCGACUCGGCGUACGACGUCGCCCUACGCAAUCUGCGCGACCGGGUCGAGGUGCCCAAACCCCCCGUCAGCGAGAACCAACUCCAAGAAGACUAUUAUAAGUCCGUACGCACGUACGUCGUGGCAUCCUACAUGGUCUGCAAUGCCAUCCUGGCCAUGGCCGUCUCGGAAGCGUACCCUGUGGGAAGCCAUAUCGGAAGCAAUUUUUACUUGACUUUCAUUCUUUGGUCGGUGGCUGCAUUGGCUUUAUUUCGGGCCAUUGGAUCUUCCGCUUUUGGUGUCAUCAAUAUCGUCUCUGCUAUUGCCGAGGGUAGAAUCCAGGCCAAGUUUGAGAGGAUCUUUGGAGGCGGAGACGAGCGUGGUCGCCAUAGAGCUGGGUUGGGGUCUGGGUUCAGUGAGUCCGGUAAGACGGGUAUCACUUCGGGAAGUGGUAUGAGUGGAAUGAGUUUGAGUGAUGUUACGAGUAAGAUUAGUGAGAAGUUUAGCUGGAUGAGUGGGAAGUGAAGAGAAGAGGUCUGAGGACUCAAGACUCCCACUGCAGAAGAGCAGAGAGUUGGGGAGAUUGUAAUGAUGGGAUGAUUACUGUACUUUUGGUUUUGGGUUGGUUUGGUUCAGGAUUGUAAAGGAGGGGAUUACCUAGGGCUAGAUCAUGAUGACUUGGGUGUUCUUGGAGUCAUUACAUACCUAGGGAGCUACUGGUACUACUACAGUCUACUAGUAUGGCACUAAAUCGUCUUGUUGGUAUGCUGGGAUUCUGGAACUUGAACAAAGGGUGAAGAUUCAAGUAUGUGACUACAAUUGUAUGUGCUCUUCCGGA
Messenger RNA from Exophiala dermatitidis NIH/UT8656, 3608 nucleotides. Its product is annotated as chitin synthase 1. Gene Ontology annotation, cellular component: cell periphery; cell septum. Gene Ontology annotation, molecular function: chitin synthase activity. The coding region runs from base 185 to 3295 and encodes 1036 amino acids. The record is from RefSeq and is a predicted model, not a curated record. Lineage: Eukaryota; Fungi; Ascomycota; Eurotiomycetes; Chaetothyriales; Herpotrichiellaceae. The transcript is spliced from 3 exons.